This is a messenger RNA of Sporisorium graminicola, 609 nucleotides long. RefSeq lists its product as uncharacterized. The record is from RefSeq and is a predicted model, not a curated record. Bases 1 to 609 code for a protein of 202 amino acids. Lineage: Eukaryota; Fungi; Basidiomycota; Ustilaginomycetes; Ustilaginales; Ustilaginaceae. The transcript has a single exon.
AUGAGAAUUGUUCCUCAAUCACUCGCGCUUCUCGUCACGCUUUGCGUCUGCCUGGCGCUGUCGGCAUCCGCCCAAACCAUCUCGCAGCCGCAAGCCUCGCUGCCCGUUCAGAGCGCCAGCGACGACCCGAAUAUCACGGGCAGCUCUGCGUCCGCGGCGGCGCUGUGCUCGCUGAAGGCGAUUCUCGGUACCGAAUCCGGACACGGCAUCGGCCCGCUCACAGUGCAACCCGGAUGCAUGAGCCUGACGCUCCAAGUGCACUCGAGCGCCUCCGUCAACGGUCAGACACUGCCCUCCUCGGGCAUCGUCACCAUCUUCGAACCAAGCUCCUCUUCGACCGGUGCGUCGUCUUCCGUGUCAACGCCGACCACUGCACCCCGCACGUCGAGCUCCGGCUCGUCGGCGUCGUCGGCGUCGUCCGCGCCGCCCAGCAGCAGCUCUAGCACCGCAGCUCCGACACAGCCCAAUGCCGGCCAAUCGCAGUCAAGGCCUCCAGCUGCAGUAAGCUGGGUUGCGAAGCACAAUAUCGGGGUGCUGCUAUUUACUACGUUUGCUGUCUUGGCUGGGGUGACAUACUUCCUCGACGAGCUGCUCACUUUGCUCGUUUGA